Epinephelus lanceolatus (giant grouper) is the source of this 7220-nucleotide messenger RNA. The record is from RefSeq and is a predicted model, not a curated record. Lineage: Eukaryota; Metazoa; Chordata; Actinopteri; Perciformes; Serranidae.
AUGAGCGAUGCCGAGAUGGAAAUAUUCGGGGUGGCUGCCCCAUACCUCCGCAAAUCAGAGCGGGAGAGAAUCGCAGCCCAAAACAUGCCGUUUGAUGCCAAAACAGCCAUCUUUGUGCCUGACCCAAAGCAGGAGUAUGUGAAGGGGAAAAUCAGGAGCCAAGAUGGCCCCAAGGUCACCGUGGAGACUGAGGAUGGAAAGAUUGUCGUAGUUCACCUGGAUGACACUCGCCCCAUGAACCCUCCAAAGUUUGACAAGCUGGAGGACAUGGCAAUGCUGACACAUCUGCAUGAACCAGCUGUGCUCUUUAACCUCAAGGAGCGCUACGCCACCUGGAUGAUCUACACCUACUCUGGGCUCUUCUGCGUGACUGUGAACCCCUAUAAGUGGCUACCAGUCUACAACCCAGAGGUGGUGGCUGGAUACCGUGGGAAGAAACGGCAAGAGGCCCCCCCACACAUCUUCGCCAUCUCUGACAGUGCUUACCAGUACAUGCUCACAGAUCGAGAGAACCAGUCUAUUCUGAUCACUGGAGAAUCUGGUGCCGGGAAGACCGUCAACACAAAACGAGUCAUCCAGUAUUUUGCAACAAUUGCAUCAAUGGGAGACUUGAGCAAGAAAGAGCAACUUUCCGGCAAAAUGAAGGGGAAUCUGGAGGAUCAAAUCAUCCAGGCUAACCCUCUGCUGGAAGCUUUUGGGAACGCCAAGACUGUGAGGAACGACAACUCCUCUCGCUUUGGGAAAUUCAUCCGCAUCCACUUUGGAACAAAGGGGAAGUUGGCAUCAGCUGAUAUUGAAACAUACCUUUUGGAAAAAUCCAGAGUGACCUUUCAGCUGCCGGCAGAGAGGAGUUAUCACAUCUUCUAUCAGAUCUUGUCAAACAAGAAGCCUGAUUUGAUUGAGAUGAUGCUAAUAACCACCAACCCAUACGACUACCCUUUCAUCAGCCAGGGAGAAAUCACUGUGCUGAGCAUCAACGAUCCCGAGGAGCUGAUGGCCACUGAUAGUGCCAUUGACAUCCUGGGGUUUAACACAGAGGAAAAGGUCGGCAUCUACAAGCUGACUGGCGCUGUGAUGCAUUAUGGGAACAUGAAGUUCAAGCAGAAGCAGCGGGAGGAGCAGGCGGAGCCCGAUGGCACCGAGGUGGCAGACAAAGUGGCCUACCUCAUGGGUCUGAACUCUGCUGAUUUGCUGAAGGCUCUGUGUUACCCCCGAGUGAAGGUCGGGAAUGAGUAUGUCACCAAAGGUCAGACUCCUCAGCAGGUGAACAAUGCCAUGGGCGCCCUGUCUAAGGCUGUGUAUGAGAAGCUGUUCCUGUGGAUGGUCACACGUAUCAAUCAGCAGCUUGACACCAAACUUCCAAGACAGCAUUUCAUUGGUGUCCUGGAUAUCGCAGGAUUUGAGAUUUUCGAGAUGAACAGCCUGGAGCAGCUGUGUAUCAACUUUACAAACGAGAAGCUGCAACAGUUUUUUAACCAUCACAUGUUUGUGUUGGAGCAAGAGGAAUACAAGAAUGAAGGGAUUGCGUGGGAGUUCAUAGACUUUGGCAUGGAUUUGGCAGCCUGCAUUGAGCUUAUUGAAAAGCCGAUGGGUAUUUUCUCUAUUCUGGAAGAGGAGUGCAUGUUUCCAAAGGCAACAGACAGCUCCUUCAAGAACAAGCUGUACGACCAACACUUGGGGAAGAACAGCAUCUUUCAGAAGCCCAAGCCCUCCAAAGGAAAAGCCGAAGCUCACUUCUCACUGAUGCAUUAUGCCGGCACUGUCGACUACAACCUCAGCGGCUGGCUGGAGAAAAAUAAAGACCCACUUAAUGACACUGUGGUGCAGCUUUAUCAGAAAGCGUCCCUGAAGCUGCUCUGUCAGCUGUUUGCCACAUAUUCCACUGCUGAAGCUGAUGGAACUAAGAGAAGUACCAAGAAAAAGGGUUCCUCCUUCCAGACGGUUUCUGCACUUUUCAGGGAAAACCUGAAUAAACUGAUGGCCAACCUCCGGUCCACACAUCCACACUUUGUAAGAUGUAUUAUCCCCAAUGAAACCAAGACCCCAGGCUCCAUGGAUCACCAUCUUGUCCUUCACCAGCUGCGCUGUAACGGUGUGCUGGAAGGUAUCAGGAUUUGCAGAAAGGGAUUCCCCAGCAGGAUCCUCUACGGAGAUUUCAGGCAGAGAUACAGGAUUCUGAAUGCCAGUGCAAUCCCUGAGGGUCAGUUUAUUGACAGCAAGAAAGCUUCAGAGAAACUGCUCUCCUCCAUUGAUGUGGAUCAUGCCCAGUAUAGAUUUGGAUACACAAAGGUGUUUUUCAAAGCCGGCCUGUUGGGUCUCCUGGAGGAGAUGAGGGAUGAACGACUGGCGGUGCUGAUGACUCGGAUCCAGGCUGUGUCCAGAGGUUAUGUCACCAGGCUCAGGCUCAAGGAGAUGAUGAAGAAAAGAGAGUCAAUUUUCAUCAUCCAGUACAACAUCCGCUCCUUCAUGAAUGUUAAGAACUGGCCUUGGAUGAGGCUCUUCUUCAAGAUUAAGCCUCUGUUACGGAGUGCCGAGGCCGAGAAGGAGAUGCAGAACAUGAAAGAGGAGUUUGCUCGACUCAAAGAGGAGUUGGCAAAGUCGGAGGCCAGGAGGAAGGAGGUGGAGGAGAGAAUGGUGAUGCUCGUCCAGGAAAAGAAUGACCUCUACCUUCAAAUCCAAGCAGAGAGGGAGAACCUGUGCGAUGCCGAGGAGAGGUGUGAAGGCCUGAUAAAAAGCAAGAUCCACCUGGAGGCCAAAGUCAAAGAGUUCUCAGAGAGGAUGGAGGAAGAGGAGGAGAUCAAUGCCGAAAUCACCGCAAAGAAGAGGAAGCUGGAGGACGAAUGUACGGAGCUCAAAAGAGACAUCGAUGACCUCGAACUCACCAUCGCCAAAGUGGAGAAGGAGAAAUAUGCCACAGAAAAUAAGGUUAAGAACUUGGUUGAGGAGCUCACUACUCUUGAGGAAAAAUUGCUGAAGUCCUCCAAGGAGAUCAGAGCUUUGCAGGAAGUGCACCAGCAGACCUUAGAUGACCUCCAGGCUGAGGAGGAUAAAGUGAACUCUCUAAUGAAGAUCAAAAUCAAGCUGGAGCAACAGGUUGAUGAUCUGGAGGGCUCACUGGAGCAGGAGAAGAAGGUCCAUGCAGACUUGGAGAGAUCCAAAAGAAAACUGGAGGGGGAUCUGAAGCUGUCCCAGGAAACCAUCAUGGACCUGGAGAAUGAAAGACAGCAAAUGGAGGAGAGACUGAAAAAAAAGGACUUUGAAAUCAGCAGCCUGCAGUGCAAAAUUGAAGAUGAGCAAGUCCUAAAUAGUCAACUGCAAAAGAAGAUCAAAGAGCUUCAGGGUCGCACUGAAGAGCUAGAAGAGGGAAUCGAGGCUGAGCGCUCGGCUCGAGCCAAAGUGGAGAAGCAGAGGUGUGAUUUGUCCAGAGAGCUGGAUGAGAUCAGCGAGAAGCUGGAGGAGGCCGGAGGAGCCACCGCUGCUCAGGCCGAGCUGAACAAGAAGCGUGAGGCUGAGUUUCAGAGGCUGCGUCGAGACCUGGAAGAGUCCACCCUGCAGCACGAAUCCAUCGCCGCCACUCUACGCAAGAAACAGGCUGACAGUGUCGCCGAGCUCAGCGAUCAGAUAGACAACCUUCAGAGAGUCAAACAGAAACUGGAAAAAGAGAAAAGUGAGCUGAAGAUGGAAGUCGAUGACAUGGCCAGCAACACGGAGUGUGUUCUGAAAAGCAAGGCUAAUCUGGAGAAAAUGUUCAGGAGCCUUGAGGACCAAAUGAAUGAAUAUAAAACCAAAGCAGAUGAAGCCCAGAGGUCUCUGAGUGAUUACACUACACUCUGUGCUCGUCAACAAACAGAAAAUGGUGAGCUGACACGUCUGCUGGAGGAGAAAGAGAUCACCCUGUCCCAGCUGAGCAGAGUCAAAAUUGUGGGGAGUCAACAAAUUGAAGAGUUGAAGAGACUUUUGGACGAAGAAAUGAAGGCAAAAAAUGCCCUGGCUCACAGUUUGCAGUCAUCUCGUCACGACUGUGAGCUGCUGAGAGAGCAGUACGAGGAGGAGCAGGAGGCCAAAGCUGAACUGCAGCGCUGCCUGUCCAAAGCCAACAGCGAGGUGGCUCAGUGGAGAACAAAAUAUGAGACAGAUGCCAUCCAACGCACCGAGGAGCUUGAGGAGGCGAAGAAGAGGCUGGCCCAGCGGCUGCAGGAGUCUGAGGAAAUGACAGAAGCAGCGAAUGUCAAAUGUGCAUCUCUGGAGAAAACCAAGCAGAGGCUGCAGGCGGAGGUGGAGGAUCUCAUGGUUGAGCUGGAAAGGUCAAACGCAGCCAAUGCCACCUUGGACAAGAAACAGAGGAACUUUGAUAAGAUCCUGGCUGAAUGGAAACAGAAAUAUGAGGAGAGUCAGUCAGACCUGGAAGUUUCCCAAAGAGAGGCUAGAGUGCUCAGUACAGAACUCUUCAAGAUGAAAAACUCUUACGAAGAGGCUCUGGAUCAUCUGGAGACCAUGAAAAGAGAGAACAAAAACCUUCAGCAGGAAAUUACAGAAAUCACAGAUCAAAUUGGACAAUCUGCAAAAACUAUCCAUGAGCUGGAGAAAGCUGCAAAGCAAGCUGAGCAGGAGAAGCGAGACAUCCAGGCGGCUCUUGAGGAAGUUGAGUCUUCCCUGGAACACGAGGAGGCCAAAAUCCUGCACCUGCAACUGGAGCUGAAUCAGAUCAGGGCAGAAGUAGACAGAAGGGUGGCGGAGAAAGACGAAGAAAUCGACCAGCUCAAGAGGAACUACCAGAGAACUGUGGACACUCUACAGAACACACUGGAUGCCGAGACACGUAGCAGGAACGAUGCCGUCCGGAUGAAGAAGAAGAUGGAGGGAGAUCUGAAUGAGAUGGAGAUCCAGCUGGGUCAUGCUAACCGCCAAGCAGUCGAGGCCACCAAACAAACGAGGAACCUUCAGGCUCAGUUAAAGGAUGCCCAGGUUCAUCUGGAUGAAGCGCUGCACUGUCAGGAGGACUUUAGGGAACAACUAGCUAUCACAGAGCGCCGCAACAACCUGAUGAUGGCUGAGAACGAGGAGAUCAAAGCGGCGCUGGAGCAAUCGGAGAGAGGCCGCAAGCUGGCCGAGCAGGAACUGAUCGAAGUCAGUGAGAGGAUUCAGCUGCUGCACUCUCAGAACUCCAGCCUUGUAAACACUAAAAAGAAGAUAGAGUCUGAUUUAAUUCAGCUGCAGUCAGAGAUGGAGGACACCGUCCAGGAGGCGAGGAAUGCAGAUGAGAAGGCCAAAAAAGCCAUCAUGGAUGCUGCCAUGAUGGCUGAGGAGCUGAAGAAAGAACAGGACACCAGCGCUCACCUGGAGAGGAUGAAGAAGAACCUGGAGGUGACAGUGAAAGACCUGCAGCAGCGUCUGGAUGAGGCCGAGCAGCUGGCUCUGAAGGGAGGGAAGAAAGAGCUUCAGAAACUGGAAGCCAGGGUCCGUGAGCUGGAAAAUGAAUUAGAAUCAGAACAGAAACGCAGCGGGGAGGCCAUGAAAGGUGUGCGGAAAUAUGAGAGGAAAAUUAAAGAGCUCACUUAUCAGAGUGAGGAGGAAAAGAAGAGCGUGGCACGACUUCAGGAUUUGGUCGAUAAACUGCAACUGAAAGUGAAAGCCUAUAAGCGGCAGUGUGAGGAGGCGGAGGAACAAACCAGCAUCCAUUUGGCUAAAGCUCGGAAGGUGCAACACGAACUGGAGGAAGCUGAGGAACGAGCUGAUAUGGCAGAAUCCCAGUUGAAUAAAUUACGAGCAAAGAGCCGCGAUAUUGUUGGUAAAGGGGAAUAGAAGUCUACGCUGUAUCAGCUUUGUGACAGUGCAUUUUCCAGACAGUCCAAUAGGUUUUAAAAUGGUUUAUUUAGCUUUAGAAGAAGAAUUUUUCACAACCUACAGUAUAAAGGAACACUACAAUUUAUCCCAAAAACUCAAAUCACCAAAUUUGGAGAUGCAUGUUUUUCUUUGGACAGUAAGCUGUGGCUUUUAGUUUCAGCAUUAUUUGAUCACUGGGCGACAGUUGUACAAAUCAUGGUAAAAAAAGUAAUAAACUCACCUUCCAGUAAGCGAAAAAUGUCAUAUAAGGUGAUGUGAUGAAUGACAUCAUAUUUAUUACAUUAAAGCUGUAAUCGGUAACUUUUAUAAAAACAACUUUUUAUCAUAUUUGCUGAAACUAUCAGUAUAUCCAGACAGUAGUGCAUGAGACAGAUAAUCUGUGAAAAAAUCAGGCCUGUGAAUGGUUUCGUUUUGGCUUGACUGUUUCCAACAUGGCAGCCGGGCCACAAACUCAUUCUCAUGUUACAUCUAAACCGUACACUAAAAUAUGUUUUUGAACACCUGAGGUGAGAAAUAGGCAAUACAGCAACUGAAUCUUGAUUAAAAUUUUAUCAGUGCUGCCUUUGAGAGUUUGACGCAGUUCAGGAGUAACGAUUGAUAUGAUUGACAGCUGCAUUAGAGACCCCUUGACUCUGAUUGAUCACUUUCGCUCAUGGGUGGUGGAUUCCAGCAAAUGCCAUUAGAGGCACUACAAGGAGGCAGAGUAACAUGAUUUUAUCUGUCUCAUGUACUUAUGUGUGAAUAAAGUGACAGUUUGAGCAAAUAUAACUAAAGUUGUUUUUAAAAAGUUGUGAACUACAGCUUUGAAAGGGCAGUUGCAUUAUGGGAAAUGAAGGAUCCAGGGUUUUAGAUGUUGGUCCCCACUAGGAACUAACAGUCUGCAUAUGUUGUUCUCUAGUUCUUCAAUUUUUUACAUUUUCUUUCUUUCUGUCUCUUGGGAAUGUCAUUAACUUUGCAGAUAUUUAGUCAUGAACCAAAGUAUUGGACAAAUUAAAACUUAAAUCUACUGGUGGCACUUGAAGUUAAGGGGUCACCAAAGUCAUUUGGAUUCAUCCUCUGAGGAACAUGAAUGUCUGCAACACGUUUCAUGACAAUCCAUCCAAUAGAUGUGAAGACAUUUUAUUCAAAUCCAAAAGUGUCAAUCUCAUUGUGGUGCUACAGGAAAAGUCAGAGUAUCACCAAAACCAGUAGGAAUCAUCCACUGGGGAACAUGAAUAUGUUAACAAAAUUUCAUGACAGUGCAUCCAAUAGUUGUUGAGAUAUCUCAGUCUUUACCAAAGUGGUGGACUGACUGACACACCAACUUUGCCACCAGCUUUAUCCCCGUCUAUGUCUAUGUAAAGGUCAUCUAGGGUUGAGUAAAGACUUGAGGCAGA